This is a messenger RNA of Osmia bicornis bicornis, 1164 nucleotides long. It is a transcript of the gene eIF1, whose product is annotated as eukaryotic translation initiation factor eIF1. The record is from RefSeq and is a predicted model, not a curated record. Lineage: Eukaryota; Metazoa; Arthropoda; Insecta; Hymenoptera; Megachilidae. Gene Ontology annotation, biological process: translational initiation. Gene Ontology annotation, molecular function: RNA binding; ribosomal small subunit binding; translation initiation factor activity. Gene Ontology annotation, cellular component: eukaryotic 43S preinitiation complex.
GCAACUUUUACUUCCGGUUGAGUUCAGCCUCUGCAUAAGGUUUUUUGGAUUACCAGUAUUCUUGCGUGGUGCUUCUGUUAUCCUACUUCAUCCGUGAUUUUUCUCAGCUGCCUUUGCACUUUGCAAUUCUAUAUCUUCCAGGGAUAUAUUUUGUUUGUCGUAUGUCCAUCCAGAAUCUCAACACAUUCGACCCCUUUGCAGAUGCAAUCAAGGCAGAUGAUGAUGUCCAAGACGCUGUGCAUAUAAGGAUCCAACAACGAAAUGGUCGCAAGACCUUAACAACAGUGCAAGGACUUUCAUCUGAAUAUGACUUGAAGAAAAUAGUGAGAGCAUGUAAAAAGGAGUUUGCCUGCAAUGGGACAGUAAUCGAGCACCCAGAGUACGGGGAGGUGUUGCAGCUGCAGGGGGAUCAGCGAGAAAAUAUAUGUCAGUGGCUAACAAAGUCAGGUCUGGCCAAACCUGACCAACUAAAAGUCCAUGGUUUUUAACCAGCAAACACCCAUGCCACUAUCUAAGAACACUCCACCUUCAUCAACACCUUAUCAUCUUAAAUUAUCUGUAUCAGUCACUAAUACUUGUUGAUACAUCGUGAGAUAUCCUAUUAUAUACACAUAUAUAUUUCAAUAAAAAAUAUAUAACAGUAACGAUAUAGGCACAAUAUUCUAAUCAGACAUUUGUAAGAUUGUAGGAAGCAAUAUUUUGCAGCCUUAUGAUAGAUAAUUCACUAAACUCAUCACGUUUUAAAGUAGUAGUGAUAAUUAAUUAGUAAUUUGAGAAAAUACUUAUACAAGGAAUAGAUACAAAUAGUAACGGAUGGCUCUUCUUUUUGGAUUAGGUAGUAUGUAUCUCGGCGCUAUAGACGUGUUCAGAGAAAGAUCGAAAGAAUUAUUUUAGACUCCAGAUUUGAUUUAUUGUGUGUAAUGCUGAAUGCUUUGUUUUGUUUAUAUAGUAAGGUAAUGGGCCUGGUUCUAUAUUGUCAUUUCCAAGUUUUGUGCCUUUGAUUCCACAUUGAUUGUAUUAUUUAUUGAAAGAAUCAUGUUUUAUUGUAAUGGAUUUAUUUUGAGGGAGAAUUGCCAAUUUUUUCCUUUUUAAAGCAGUAUUGAUAACAGAUCAAUCGUUUUCGAUAAAAUGUGGCUGUUCUAAAUAAAUGGUAAUUCACCACUA